AUGGUUCGCCUUCUAGAUGGUUCAAUGUCAGCGCAGUUAAAACAUUUUGGAUACGAUUGUAAUAGUGCCGAGAACAUUCCACACUGGACAUUCCCCGCAAACAGUGAUGAAUGUCUUGUAGCAAAUGCAUACAAAUCGUUUUUGGAUCUCGGCGUCACUGACAUCACAACCAACACCUACCAUUUUGGAAGUACAUUGGACAAAAGAAUUCCGGAGAAUGAUUCCAAAAAGGAAAUUUAUGAAAAUUAUUUCCAGAUUGCAUGCAGUUCAUUGGUGAAAUUGACAGAAAUGAAAGAUGGAGUUCGAGUUUGGGGAUCGGUUGGCACUUUGGCAACGCUGUACCAUGAUAUGUCGGAAUAUAACGGUAAAUACAUGGAUAAUGAAGAUGCAGAAAACACGGCUCGCAACUAUUACCAAACAAUUCUGACCCUUUUCCAAACUAAAACCAAGGUGCGAAAUCUGGUUUUCGAGACUAUUCCAUCAGCAGUUGAAGGAUUAAUGGCAUUGGAAGCGCUAAAAAGAUUUCCUGAGAUGCGUGCUGUAAUGAGUUUCACCUUCAAAGAAAAUGCCUGUUUGCGGCAUGGAGAAGAAAUUGACACUCUUGCUGGAGAACUGAGAAAAUGUAGUCAAAUUGUUGGGAUGGGAAUCAACUGCACCGAUCCGGAAAAUGUGCUACCGGCAUUGAAGGUGAUCAAAAAACACAACUUUCCGGAAGUAUUCGUGUAUCCGAACAUGGGUGAUUCAAAAUUUUUGAAUGAAGGAUCCGACGAAUCCGACGUUUUUAAUCUAGACAUGGUCACCGGAUGGGUGGAAAAUGGCGCGACUACAAUUGGUGGUUGCUGUGGAGUCACGGAAACGCAGAUGAAAAUUCUAAAGAAAAUUGUAGACAAUCUUAAUAACUCUAAAUAA
This is a messenger RNA of Caenorhabditis remanei, 909 nucleotides long. RefSeq lists its product as uncharacterized. The transcript is spliced from 7 exons. Gene Ontology annotation, molecular function: S-adenosylmethionine-homocysteine S-methyltransferase activity. NCBI's taxonomy places the organism in Eukaryota, Metazoa, Nematoda, Chromadorea, Rhabditida, Rhabditidae. The coding region runs from base 1 to 909 and encodes 302 amino acids. Gene Ontology annotation, biological process: S-methylmethionine cycle. The record is from RefSeq and is a predicted model, not a curated record.